Molecule: messenger RNA, 750 nt
Organism: Dreissena polymorpha
Lineage: Eukaryota; Metazoa; Mollusca; Bivalvia; Myida; Dreissenidae
Product: zinc finger MYM-type protein 1-like
Exons: 2
Coding region: 110-406 (98 amino acids)
Source: RefSeq, a predicted model, not a curated record
AUUCGGGAAGAAAAAGCCAGAACAGCGUUCAUCCCAAUCUUGUUGGUUUGAUUCCUUCACAUGGCUCCACUACGAUGAGAGCCGGGACCUUGCGUUCUGCCAUCUCUGCAUGGCGGCCAAGAAGUUGGGCAAGAUCGGCAACACGAAGGUCGACGGCAGCUUCAUCAGUGACGGCUUCUUCAACUGGAAAGCGGGUACCGAGAAGUUCCGGAAGCACGACGAAAGCGAGUGCCACAAGGAGGCGGUCGAGCGACUGGUGACGCUUCCCGCCACGACGCGUGACGUGGGAGAGAUGCUGUCAGCGGGGCACGCUAAGGAGAAGGCCGACAAACGGAAGCAGCUGCUGCAAAUCCUACGCAGCAUACGGUUCCUCGCAUGCUCGAAAUGUGGAUACAUUAUUUACUAAUCAUGUCAUAUUGUAUUGGUUGUUGUGUAUUUUCAUGUGGACGAAUGUCAAACGAACCUCUUUAUGUUCCCAGUACAGAAACUGGACCGCCCCCCCCCCCAAUGUUGGGAGGUUAUCUACGCCCCUGAUUUAUAAUGAAUUGGCAAUAAAUAAUGCUCUAUUUUUAUCUAUAAUGAAUUGGCAAUAAAAAAUGCUUGUCUUUUUAUAUAUAGUGAAUUGGCAAUAAAUCGUACUAAACAUUUUUCUGUUACAAUGGAUUGGCAAUAAAGAGUACUCAAUGUAUUUUCUUUCUCAAAUAAAGUGUACAGAAAUCGGGACUAAAUAAUGAGUUGACAACAUAUAGG